Molecule: messenger RNA, 862 nt
Organism: Paralichthys olivaceus (Japanese flounder)
Lineage: Eukaryota; Metazoa; Chordata; Actinopteri; Pleuronectiformes; Paralichthyidae
Source: RefSeq, a predicted model, not a curated record
AUUGGUCAGGCGUCGAGCUGAGACUGAAUUCUAAAGAGACCGGUCAGAUGCUCAUCAGCACCGAGGUCAAGUUCUACAACUGCAGCGUCCACCAACUGUGCCUGUCAUGUGUGAACAGCGCCUUCCGCUGCCACUGGUGCAAGUACCGCAACUUGUGCACCCACGACCCCUCCAGCUGUUCCUUCCAGGAGGGCAGAGUCAACGCCUCAGAGGACUGUCCCCAGCUGGUGCGCUCUGAGGAGAUUCUGAUCCCGGCGGGGGAGGUGAAGCCCAUAACCCUGAAGGCCAGGAAUCUGCCACAGCCACAGUCUGGCCAGCGAGGCUACGAGUGCGUCCUCCACAUCCAGGGGGUCAGCCACAGAGUCACUGCCCUCCGCUUCAACAGCUCCAGCGUGCAGUGCCAGAACAGCUCGUAUCUGUACGAGGGAAUGAAAAUCAGUGAGCUGCCUGUGGAUUUCUCGGUGGUGUGGAACGGCAACUUCAUUAUUGAUAACCCGGAGAAUAUCCAAGUGCACCUCUACAAGUGUGCGGCCCAGCGGGACAGCUGCGGCGUGUGUCUGAAGGCGCAGAGGAAGUUCCAGUGUGGCUGGUGCAGCGGAGAGGGGAGGUGCACCUUGCGGCACCACUGCCCUCCCAUCAACCCCUACACCACCCGCUGGCUCAACCUGUCCACCAAGAACGUCAAGUGCACCAACCCACGCAUCACUGAGGUGACCCCAGUGGCCGGACCCCCGGAGGGAGGCACCCGGGUGACCAUCCACGGCACAAACCUCGGCCUGGCCUUUUCAGACAUGGUGGGAAACGUGGAGGUGGCAGGGGUGAGGUGUACUCCUGUGGAGGAAGGUUACAUCAUCGCUGAACA